GGGCUGCGAUCGCGGGGCCGCCGCCGGGAGCUACCGGAGCCCCGAGCACGGGACACACAUGCAGCAAAGGGAUGCAGCAUCCUGUCCCCCAGCCUGGACUGCCUGAGCCCUGAGGGUCAGCCCAGCAGAGCCACAUGGUCGGGAGGAGUUAAGUUAAGGCUGAAAACCAGACGGAGUGAAACUCCAGGCCGACCUCACUCCUGGCAUUCAACCAAACUUGGGGAGAACCAACCCGAUCCCAGCAUGAUGCAAAUAUCUCAGGGUAUGCUUGGCACCCCCUGGCAUCAGUCCUACCACUCCAGCUCCUCAACCAGUGACCUCUCUGGCUAUGAGCAUGGCUACCUGAGGAGAAGUCCUGACCAGUACAGCUCACGGGGCAGCAUGGAGAGCUUGGACCACUCCUGCCCCAGCUACCACCCUUGUCACCUGUCCCCAGCCAAAUCCACCAACAGCAUCGACCAGCUCUCCCACCUUCACAGCAAGAGAGACUCUGCCUACAGCUCCUUCUCCACCAACUCCAGCAUCCCCGAGUACCCCGCUCCUCCCUUCAGCAAGGAGCACUCCUGCUCCAUGGAUCUGCAUUCCCGGGGAGGGCAGCAGGAGGGGAUGAGGCAAGCUGACAUCAGGUACAUCAAGACAGUCUACGAUGCCCAGCGAGGGAUCUCCCAGGAGUACGAGGUGAAGUCCCCCACCUUGCUGCCCAGCUGGGAGGCCCGGACCUCUCCCGAGGGUCGUGCCCAGGGCAGGUUCCACAGCUUCAGCAGGCACAGUGCUGCUCCCUCCUGGGCACAGCCAGCACAGGGCUCCUGGGACAGCAAGAGCCACCCCCCCAAGGGACCUCCCUUGCCUCCUGCUCGCAGCGACAGCUACGCAGCCAUCAAGCACCACGAGAGGCCCAGCUCCUGUGCCAGCUUUGAUCUGAACAAGCUGGGUCGAACACAGCCCAAAGGGACUUGGCCUCUGCUCGUCAGCACCCUGUCCCAGGGACCUCUGCUGAAAACCCCCUUUGGAGAAGGGCAUCUGCACACCCUGGUGGAGAAGAGCCCAGAGAGCAGCCCCACUGUGAAGCCCAAGCAGAGCUAUUCCCAGCCAGCCCAGCCAGGGCAGCCCCUGCUGCCUACUGGUGUCUACCCAGUACCUUGCCCGGAGCCUCACUAUGCCCAGGUGCCCCAGCCUUCUGCAAGCAGUAAUGGGACACUUUAUCCAGCCCUGGCCAAAGAAAGUGGGUACCCAGCUCCUCUUCCAGUCUCUUACGACAAGGCUGUAACUAGCAGCACCCUGGGCUGUGAUGAGAAUGGAAACCAAAGCACUACAAACAGAUCAACCAUCUUCUACCAGCCCCCAGGAGCUGAGAGGAAGCACGAUGCUGCAGAAAAUCUUCUCCAGCAAAAACCUCCCAGCACGGCAGUCCCAGAGGUCUGCCUGACCACGUCUAGAAAGGAGGAGCUGUUACCCCCUUACAAGGUAGCACACAGCAACCGAGAGCCAACAAGUGCCACACAAGCCUCCAGACACAGUUUUCAAGUCCCACAGCCCCAGGUGAGGGAUGCCAGUGAGAGAAAAACCCAUUACCAGCCCAAAGAGGACUGGACAGCUGAACCCCGGGAGGACAAAAAUGGCAACACACAGAUUGAGAGACAUGUUGCUGCUACUGCUCACCACCACUGGGGGCACAGCAAGGCCAAGCAGUAUGGCUUCUCCUCUUUGCAGAACAUCCCAGACUGCUCCAGGAGGCAAAGCAGCUCUGAGCUUAAAGAGGUGCAACCAGGUGAGGUUUAUUCCACCAAACUCUCCUUCUUGAACAGCAGCAGUAAAGAGGAGAAGGAUCAGAGAGGACAGGGACAGAAACAGUGGAGUGAUGUGGACCUUCCAGCCUAUGGGAGGCAGGAGGAGGAAGGCACGAGUCUCAUUUUGUUCCAUGCUGCUGAGCCAAAGUGUGAAGAGCCUCCUUCUCCCCCAAAGACCUCAGAUUUUGGGAGGAGCCGUCUCAGCUCCAGCAGCACCCAGAGCUUUCCCUAUGGCAAACCUGAGGCCAGCAAGCCCCGCUGCUCCGUGCUGGAGAAGGUCAGCAAGUUUGAGCAGAGGGAGCAGAGCACUCCCUGGCCCCAGAGUGCAGGAGUGCUCAGCUUUGGGCAGCACUACGGGCCCAGCAGGCUGAGCCAGCCCCCCAGUGCAAGGUGCUCUCUGCACAGCCUGGAGGACAUGAGGAACAAGCUCCGGGAGCCCAGCGAGCCAGGCAGGGUCUCCAGCCCCUCCAUCAGGAAUGGGAAGCUGGAAGAGGCCGACUGGUGUCCUGUAGAGCUGCAGAUGGUGGCUGCAGUGAAACAGGGGAGACCCAGCGAAUACUACACCCUGUGUCCUGAAAAUGAGGUGCAAAUAAGGGCAGCUCAGUUACCCAGGAGUAAAAGCACAUUCCAGCUGGGAGGUGAGCCUGAGAAGGAAAUCCUCUGGAAGGAUAACAUCCAGGAUGCCCACGGGUCACAGCUGGACACACCCUUUAACAGGGCCUACAGGAACAGCAUUAAAGAUGCCCAAUCCAAGGUGCUGAGGGCCACUUCUUUCCGUCGCAUCAGCCCCCCCUUCGGGAGCACACCCAAGAGGACGGCCCAGAGACCCGCCUCAGCCCACGUGGGCACAAGGAGUGUGGCAGCAUCUCCCCACACCCCCAAGGAGAGGCACAGUGUCACCCCGACAGAAGGCAGCCUGGCUGCCCUGGAGCACCCCAAGGCUCAGCACGUCCUGCGCAUCGGGGGCCGGAAGCGGCUGACGGCGGAGCAGAAGAAGCGAUCCUACUCGGAGCCAGAGAAGAUGAACGAGGUGGGCAUCUCCGACGGGGAGUCCUCCCCUUUCUCCUUCCAGAAAAAAAGCAUCCAUUUCGUCUUCCCGGAGAACACGGUGGCCGACAGGCGUAAGAUCUUUGAGAGGGAUGGCAGAGCUGCCUCCACCGCCAGCCUCUCCAAGCCCCAGCUGAAGCAGCUCCAGCAGAACGCCCUGGCCGACUACAUCGAGCGGAAAACGGGGAGACGCCCGUCCUCCCAGGAGCUGGGGCUGCUGAGGGAGCCUUCCCACACCUCCUACCUACACCUGGGAGGCCCAGACAGCCAGAGCCUUUCCUCUGCCUCCAGCAUGAAUUCCCUCCAGGAUCAGAACCUUUACCGCCGGAGGGAGUCUGUGGAGCGGGUGGGCAGGGCGGGGAGGAUGUCCUCUACCCUUCCUCCUGGAUUGCUGGGAUGCUGGGAUACAGGGGGGGAUGAGAAGAAGGGGCAGCAGGAGAGCUCGGUCACCAGCAGACUGAAAAAAGAGAGGUGCUGGGAUUACAGAGGCAAACCAGAGCUCACCAAAGGCACACAGACAGACCCUCCGGGCUCACAGGGCCGGCCUUGCUAUGGGAAGCAGGAGCAGGUGUUGGAAACACCCAGCUCUGGCAGGAAAUCUGGGAAGUCAGUCUCUGUGGAGGACCUGCUGGAGAGGUACGACAGUCAGACAGCCCCUGUGCACGUACGCUCCAGGUCGUCUCCCACGGCGGAUAAGAAACACCAGGACCUGCUGAGGAGGGAAAGCAGUGAAUUUGGCCCCAUGCUGAGAGAUCCUUUCUACCUGGUCAGCACAGGAGCCAGGUCUUUCAGCAAACAAGAAAGAAGCCACUCUGAAAAAACAUCGUUCUUACGUUAUUACCCCCACCCUCAGCCCAGCAGUGAGGUUCUCACUGCCUCCACCACACUGACUGAGAACCACAAGCUCUCAGAACUUCCCAGGCCAGACAGCAGGACUUCUGCGUUUGUUCCAUCCCCAACAGAGGCCAGGAGUCAGUAUCCUGAGGAAAAGCAAGGCUCUAAGCCCUUGUUCCUUAACCUUACCCCUUCUGGGUCUGGCCAGUCCUCCUCUAACACACCCGGCCAGGCUCCCUCUGACUUCCAGGGUGCAGGUGACAGCCAGGCUCUGAGGCAGCACCAUGCCAAAGGAGAUGCUGUUCCCCCUGAGGGCAGCAGUCACACUCGGGCAGAGGCUUUGGAUGCUGUGCAGGACAGAUCCCCUGAGACUCCCACGGAAGAGGUGCUGUGGAAAAGGAAAGCUUCACAGGGGCUGCUUCACAGGUCCCUCCCACCCAGAGUGCUGUGGGCUCACUCAGUCAAAGACAACAGCUCGUCAAGGGCUGUGGUGGCUCCUCCAGAAGCUGGGCUGAAGUUCUCCCAGAGGUGGCAGUCCCUGCCAAGGCAGAGCAGCACUUCUUCUGACCCAGAGACUCCUUCUCCCCAGGGGAUAAACCAUCUCCGGAUCUCAGAGUCAGGCCUGCAGCUCACUCCCCCCCCACGGCUGCAGGAUGAUGAAGAUGACGAGGUGUUUGUGAUGCCUUCCCAGCCCACUGCUGCCACUCCACCCUUCUCACCCCCACUGCCACCCCAUCCUCUUCCUGAGCUGAGCUUUUGCACUUCUGCCAAGGGCACAGAGGAAUUCCCACCUCCUCCCCCAGCGGCGGUGCUGGAGGGGAAUGGGGCAGCUGGAGACAAAUCCACCAGGCUCACAGAGGAGGCCAAAGUGAGCAGCUUCAAAAGCUUUCCCAAAGCCCUGAUGGAGAGAGAGAUAGCAGGGUUGGGCACCAGUACUGGGGAAAAGAACUGGGCCCCCUCCCCACCUGCCCCCCAGAGGACCAGCUCACCAUCUGCUGUGGACAAGCAGCACCAGGUACCUGCUGCUUCUGAAGGGCCUCAGAGUGCUGACAGACAGUCUGCAACUCAACAUGAAGGCAACCACAGAGAGCCCCAAAUCAUCCCUGGGGAGUCAGAAAAUGGCAACCUGGACUCUGGGUCACUCAGCACUGCACCUCCUGUAAAGACAAAGAAAAAGAGCCCAGAGGAUAUUAAGUCAGAGGCUCUAGCUAAAGAAAUUGUCCAUAAAGAUAAGUCUUUGGCUGAUAUCCUGGAUCCAGAUUCCAAAAUGAAGACAACCAUGGAUUUAAUGGAAGGGCUUUUCCCCACUGGAACCAGCUUGCUGAAGGAGCACAACAUGAAAAGGAAGAAGACACAGAAGACACCCAGCAGGGCAGUAGCUGAAGAUGACAUAAGAGAAGAAAAGGAAGCUCCUGUAGCCCUGGUUGGAUGUCCUGCAUAUUAUAAUGUUUCUGCACCCAAAGCAGAACUGCUGAAUAAAAUCAAGGAUUUGCCAGAAGAAGUAGGUGAGGAAGAGGAGCUGCUGGACAUCAAUGAGAAGAAGGCUGAGCUCAUCGGGAGCUUGACCCACAAACUGGAAAUCCUGAAGGAAGCCAAGGAGGACCUGCUUACAGACAUCAAGAUGAACAAUGCUCUGGGAGAGGAGGUGGAGCUGUUGAUCAGCCAGCUGUGCAAACCCAACGAGUUUGACAAGUACAAGAUGUUCAUUGGUGACUUGGAUAAGGUGGUGAACCUCCUGCUCUCCCUCUCGGGGCGCCUGGCCCGGGUAGAGAAUGUUCUGAGUAGUCUGGGGGAGAAUGCCAGCAGUGAGGAGAGGAGUUCCCUGAAUGAGAAGAGGAAAGUGCUGGCUGGCCAGCACGAAGAUGCCCGGGAGCUGAAGGAAAACCUUGACCGUCGUGAACGGGUGGUCUUGGAGAUCCUGAGCAACUACCUCUCUGAGGAGCAGCUGCAGGAUUACCAGCACUUUGUCAAGAUGAAGUCUGCACUUCUCAUAGAGCAGCGAGAGCUGGAUGAUAAAAUCAAACUGGGUCAGGAGCAGCUCAAGUGCCUGAUGGAAAGCCUCCCCACAGAGUUCACGCCCAGGGAUGCAGCAGCAGCAGCUGCCCUGGCUGCAGCACUCGCUACCUCUGCUGGGCUGGGUGGUAAAACACCUCCAGCAGUCUCCUCUUCCUCACUCUAACCUUUCCCAAGUGGGCCUGGGAAUGUCCUCCUGCUUGAGUCUGUUUAGUCCAGGUACUUGGCAGAUGGUUCUCUACAAAGACAAUGAACAGAGACAGUUUUGAAACGAGAUUUUAAUGAAGGAAAAACAAAUAGCAAUAAUAAAGGUUUUACUCUCCUUUCCUUCCACCUCUGCUUCUUGGAAAUUUAAAGUGAUGUGGAGGGAAGGCUCCUCCUGCCAGAGAUGAGGAAGACUCUCAGAAGAAUGAAACACAUUACCUUUAAUGAAAAAACAUGACCUCUCUUCCCUCCCUUUCCUGCCAACCUGGCACCUCAUUAAAUAAUGAAGGAGCUAAAAGAAUGAAGCCUUAAAAAUAAAACCUACCCAUUCUAUUGAACAUUAUUGAUAUUUAUAUUUUUUAAAGAACAAGACAGAAUGUGUAAGUUUUUGUACAUAUUCUAAUCAGUUUCUUAAUUCUACCUUGUUCUGUAAGUAGAAAAGACAUUUAAUUUUGUAUUUUGUGGAAACCUUAACAAAAAGAGGGAACCCCAAAGAUAGCAAUGCAUUAGCUUGGAACAUCUCCUCGUGGUUUUGUUGCUGUUGUUGUUGUUGUUUUUUAAUAUAAUAAAGGGCUACCAGAAGCUUCAA
Messenger RNA from Calypte anna (Anna's hummingbird), 6474 nucleotides. RefSeq names its product shroom family member 3 (gene SHROOM3). Gene Ontology annotation, molecular function: actin filament binding. Gene Ontology annotation, biological process: actin filament organization. Gene Ontology annotation, cellular component: adherens junction; apical plasma membrane; apical junction complex. NCBI's taxonomy places the organism in Eukaryota, Metazoa, Chordata, Aves, Apodiformes, Trochilidae. The record is from RefSeq and is a predicted model, not a curated record. The transcript has 10 exons. The coding region runs from base 244 to 5847 and encodes 1867 amino acids.